This is a messenger RNA of Labrus mixtus (cuckoo wrasse), 975 nucleotides long. It is a transcript of the gene ppifb, whose product is annotated as peptidylprolyl isomerase Fb. The transcript has 6 exons. Gene Ontology annotation, cellular component: mitochondrion. Gene Ontology annotation, molecular function: peptidyl-prolyl cis-trans isomerase activity. The record is from RefSeq and is a predicted model, not a curated record. Gene Ontology annotation, biological process: cellular response to hydrogen peroxide; protein folding; regulation of mitochondrial membrane permeability involved in programmed necrotic cell death. Bases 45 to 635 code for a protein of 196 amino acids. NCBI's taxonomy places the organism in Eukaryota, Metazoa, Chordata, Actinopteri, Labriformes, Labridae.
CCUCCUGCCUCUGGGUGAUUCAUUGCGCUUCCUUCGUUUUCAAGAUGUUGACUUUCUCAAACAGGAUAAAAUUAUGCUCUCUGGCUUUCACGGCCGUGCGCAUGUGCAGCAGCGGCGCCGCGGCUGCAAACAAGAACCCCGUGGUUUACUUUGACAUUGCUGCAGAGAACAAGACCAUCGGCAGAGUCACCUUUGAGCUCAACGCCGAAGUUGUGCCAAAAACUGCAGAGAACUUCAGAGCGCUGUGCACGGGCGAACAUGGCUUUGGUUACAAGGGAUCAACUUUCCACCGGGUGAUCCCCAAGUUCAUGUGCCAGGGUGGAGAUUUCACGAACCACAAUGGAACCGGGGGGAAGUCGAUCUAUGGAUGGAAAUUUCCGGAUGAGAACUUCAAGCUGAAGCACACUGGACCCGGUAUUUUGUCUAUGGCCAACGCUGGACCUAACACUAAUGGAUCCCAGUUCUUCAUCUGCACCGGUAACACAGACUGGCUGGACGGCCGGCAUGUUGUCUUUGGCAGCGUGAAGGAGGGAAUGGACGUGAUCAAGAAAGUGGAGUCUUUCGGUUCCCAGUCUGGGCGAACCUCCAAGAGGAUCACUAUUGCAGACUGUGGAGAGCUCAAGGAGGCUCCAUGAGAGCAUAGGACACGGUCGUAGUCUCAUCGCCUACUGCUGGGGUUUAAAUGGGAGCGUCCGAGUGAAAGAGGCUCUUUCUUCAGUCAUGGUGCCGAGUGCUACCUCUCCUUACUGACGGUCGCUUUUAUCAGACUCGCAAUCAGUUUUUCUUUUGGUACAAACAUUCUGUGUUUCUUCAGGUAACAAUUAACGCACUUAACUGUGUCAGGCCAUAUAAUGUGAACUAGUAUUGUAAAAUCACGGGUUGUAUUAUUUUUAAAAGAGAGCCAUAAUUCAUUAACAAACACUGGUGUGGGAAAGAGGCAUUUAUUUGAAAUAAAUAAAUAAUUUUUUUGCUAAA